Messenger RNA from Octopus bimaculoides (California two-spot octopus), 1881 nucleotides. RefSeq lists its product as uncharacterized. The record is from RefSeq and is a predicted model, not a curated record. NCBI's taxonomy places the organism in Eukaryota, Metazoa, Mollusca, Cephalopoda, Octopoda, Octopodidae.
AUGGUAGUUUCAUCAGCCGAAGAUGAAGUUCAUAGGAAACAAAAAGGAGCUGCUGGUUCACAAGACGAGGACUCGAACCGACGGCUGCAGUAUCUGGAGAGAAGCAUGGAGAUGUUAAAGAAACAACACUGUGAAAUUUUACAAAGUCUGCACCAGGAAAUCGAUGAUUUGAAACGACAGAACAAAGAUCUGAAUUUCAAGAUUAUCAUGUCACAGAAAGACUCAAGGUCCUCACUUGCCUGUGAUGUCAGUGGCACAGAAGGUGACGGUGGAAAUGACGACAAAACAGUUCUGACAGAAGAACAGAGAAGAGGAACAGAAGAAAGAACCGAUGAUGGUGAUGACAAACAUGGUGAUGACGAUGUCAAUGAUGACAACGAUGGCCAGCAAAGACUAAGUGUGUUGAGUGUAGACCGGCAAGAGGGAGAAGAUGUCAAGGAUGUGAUUGUGGGCGAGCGCAGUGACCUCAGCGACUUGAGCCAUCUUGGUGACCUGGUUGAGGGGAACAAGCUGUCUGACCUCACUGAUGCAGCUCUGAGCCAAGAAGGUGGAAUUCAAGAAACACAGAACAGGGAACUGAAGAUGGAUAAAGGGGCUCCAGGACACACCAGUCAUAUCAACAAAAUUCUGACGAUUGAGUCUCUGCGAUUCCAACUCGCCCAGUUUGGCGCCAAUUUCCACAACGAUGUGAAGUUUACUGGUCACCAUUCAGCAAUGCAUCCCUACAUCACCACCAACUCCCACAUGAACCAACACAUGUCCAUACUGGAGCUGCAGAACAUGAUAAAAGAUUUGCAGGAGGUCAACGACAGCCAAUCACACGAGCUUCAAGCACUAAAGUCUGACCUCAGGGAUGUCUUGUACUCACACAAGUGGACACCAGAUGCCUACCUCAUAGCUAAGGCAUAUAUCGCUUUCGAUGAUGCUAAGGCAGCUCAGAAGGACCGAAGUAAACCAUUGAGGUCGACACCUAAACUGCUCUCAAAGAAGGAGCUGGAGGAACGUGGAGCCGCCUCUGUAGCCGACAACCUCACAUUACCUCCUCUGAAGCAGACGGUGGGCAAUGCCGCAGUGGAACGACGGAAGCGAACUCGAACUCUGCAGAAACGGCGGCUAAAAGACAGGGAAAUGAUGUUUUGAAAAACAAGCAAGCAUCCUCUGGAUCCCCACUCCCGACACCCCUUCCCUGCCCCCUGCCUCUGUACAACUGCACUCACGACCAUAUCCCACUCUCCCACCCAAUCCAUUGUACCCUGUUCUGCCCCGCUGGACUGCUCUGCUGCCUCUUUCACUUUCACUUUCAUCGUCAUCGUCAUCAUCAUCAUCAUCAGUAGCAAUGUCAUCAUCGUUGUCAUUAUCGUCAUUUGUUUCUUUUGUCUUUCUUUCUCCCUUUCUUUUCCUCUUCUCUUUCAGUUGACCAUGAGGUGGCGGUGGUGGCGGCGGCGGCGGCGGUGGGGAUGGCAAGAAGAACAAAGAGGAAGUCCUUUUUCACAUACACAUACACACAUAUGCACCCAUGCACACACACACACACACAUAUGCACAUGCACACACACACACACACAUGCUUGUGUACACUCACCCAUGCAUACACAUGCACACACAUACACACGUUUAUUCACAUGUGCAUGUUCACACGCACACACAUAUAUACACACACACACACAUAUAUACACACACAAACGCACAAAUGUAAGUGCAUACAGACAUACAUAUGCAUGUAAGCAUGCACACACACACACACACACACACAUAUACUUGCAUGUAUAUACGCAGGUACGCAUGCAUACACACACACACACACACUUGCACAUACUCAAACACACACAUACACACAUGUAUUUACAGACACACAUACACGCAGCCAUAUACACACAUGCA